Molecule: messenger RNA, 2019 nt
Organism: Acanthopagrus latus (yellowfin seabream)
Lineage: Eukaryota; Metazoa; Chordata; Actinopteri; Spariformes; Sparidae
Gene: adat3
Product: adenosine deaminase tRNA specific 3
Exons: 2
Coding region: 151-1176 (341 amino acids)
Cellular component (GO): nucleus; cytoplasm
Molecular function (GO): tRNA-specific adenosine-34 deaminase activity
Source: RefSeq, a predicted model, not a curated record
CCUUCGUGUUACCUUCAGCGGGAACGUUGACGUUUUCAGUUGGGGGACAUUUUAGUCUGAUGCACCAUGAUGGAAGCAUGGAGCCGAGCGGCUAGCAGGAAUUUUUAAACCAAGCGUAGUUUUCAUCUAAAAGAGGAGAACGCAGGAACAAUGGAGCCUCAGACGAAACGCUGGAAAGGCUCGGAGUGUGACACCGACUCCUGGGUGGCGUAUCCCGUCCUGUCAGAUGAGCAGUCACAAGAUGUCGAGCUGAUCGAGGCGUUUGCUGCGCCCAUUGUGGACAAGAAGGAGACAUCUCGACUGGUCCGGGAGCUGAACGGCCUCUACCCUCUGAACGGCCUCCAGCACGUCAAGAGGGUGCGGGCGGUGAAGGGCAGCCUUCAUCCUCUGGAGAUCCUCGUCUGCCUCGUCAGUGAGGCACCAGACCUGAAGGAGGUCUCCAUCGACUCUCUGCUCCCCUCAGGUGGAGUUAAACAUGAUGGACUGGGUCAGCCUUUUGUGGUCAGGGUCCCUGCCCGUCCUCCUUUGACCCGACCCCAGUUUGAGCUGGUGAACAAACAGUGGCCCACCUCGUUUCAUGAGGACAAACAGGUGACGGUGGCCCUGAGAGGAGAGCUCUUCAGCCCGCCUCAGAAAUCCAGGAUGCACAUGUACAUGACAUCUGCUCUGACUGCUGCCAGGGCAGGAAGCGAGCUGGGAAUGGAGGCAGUGGGCGCGGUGAUGGUGGACCCAGCGAUGGAGAGGAUCAUCGCAGUGGGUCAUGACUGCAGAGGCGACCAUCCUCUUCAUCACGCCAUCAUGGUCUGCAUUGACCUGGUGGCUCGGAGUCAGGGAGGUGGAUGUUACUCUUUUGACAGAUAUCCUGGCUGCAGCUUUCAGAAGCUUCCUGAUGCAGAAGAGAGUCCUCAGCCGUACAUAUGCACCGGGUAUGACCUCUACGUGACCCGGGAGCCUUGUGUCAUGUGCGCCAUGGCGCUGGUUCACUCCAGGAUAGGUCGCGUCUUCUACGGGACCGUGUCUGCUGACGGCGCCUUCGGCACCAAAUAUAAAACCCACUCGCAGAAAGAUCUGAACCAUCGCUUUGAGGUCUAUAAAGGAGUGUUGGGGAAGCAGUGUGAGGAUCUGAACUGUGUGGACCAACACAUUAAAAACAAAAGUUCACAGGACAGUCGAUGAUUGUUGGUGGACUUGGGAAAUUCUGAGUUUUAGUUAUCACAGGUGACAUGUUUUAUACAAGCUUUUUUUCCCUUUUUUUAAAUAAGGAUUUUAAUCAUGAUUGUCGAGAUGAAAACCAAAAACAAAGUUCCUUACAGUGUUUGACGCUGACGUUAAACUGUGUGACUUACAGCAGAAUCGUUUGAGGAUUAAAGAGAAAGUCAGUGACACUGAAGUCUGACUUCAAGUAAAUAAGCACAAAAAAAAUGUGAAUUUGCUGGAGUCAGAAAGAAGUGCUGUUCAUUUUUGCAGCAGAUUUGAAUCUGGUCAUUGUCGGAGUAGUUUAAUGUAUGUCAGUGUCUCUCCUGCAGGAGAGGAAAGCACUGUCACCACCAACAGAAGAUGUUAUAAAGACACACUAAGUCUUCAUCUUAAGUGUCUCAGGAGGCUUUUAACUUUGUAAGUUCAGGCUGGAAGUCGGCUAACAUGUUGAUCAUGUUUCUUUAGAAACUUAUUUUAAAGAAUUUAAAGUCUCAAGAGAACUCGUGUUUCUAAUUUCUUAAGUUGUCUGAACUUCUGAGGUACAUUAUUUCAGGAGCUUUCAUUUCCUUGAUAAAUGUUUACGACCUCGAUGAAGAAUGUUCAUUUUGUUCUUGUGCAAUUUGUUGUAAUGCUCCUUUAUUGCAGCCAUUACCCUGUGUGUGAAUCCAGCACCAGGUUUAGACAGGUGUUGGAGCCUUUCCUGAUAAGCCCCGGUUUGUGUUACUUCACGGGUCAAAGGUUUGUUGUUCGCCACAGCUGAACUUUCUCCUGUCCACACACUUCAUCAGAGCAGCUCCAAUUAAAAAGGGAGGUUGUAAAAUA